CGGACAUUAUCUUAUGCCAGAUUUUAUGACAAGAUCGGAACGCGGUUGCGUGGCCAAGACUAUGCUUGCCCAAAUACCCAAGCGACUCCUCGUGGCCGGUCGCAGCGAAAUCCCCCCAAUGAUCAUUGUUCGAUAGCUCCCGACGAACGUCUUAGCGGCCCCUUCUCACCAAGCGCAUGUCCAUCGUCCCGGCUGGUUAUGGUCGGCUCGUCUAUCGGCUGUUCUGUUGCCUCCAGCCUGGUCUCGCAGACACAAGAAUGCGAGACAAGGGACAGAUGCAAAGGGGAAAAUGGAAGCGACCUGGACCAAAUUGGACCAUCUGCCCGCUGCUGCAAAAAUUGCUGGGAGGAUUCUCGAUGCACAUCAUGUCCUAAAGUAGUCGACCUCAGCCCACAGCACCAAAGUGUCAGUGGUACAACCCGAAAGAAUGCCGGUCGAUUCUCAACAGCUCCAACAGCAAGUCUCCUGCAAUUGAGUGCAGAAGCGGAAGAGCUUCCUGCAGAUUUUACCUUAGCAAGCCAACCGAACCAAAGACGGGCUGCCUACCCCCAUCCACAUGGCAUCUUGCCCCAAAGCCCUCUUCUCCCCCCCCCCCCUCCAAGCCCAGAUGAGGGUUGCAUAAGGGCAAAUUUGAUGUCCAUACGUACGUGCCUCUGUCCUGGAGCCCGUUUCCUCUGGAUGUUGUAG
Colletotrichum orchidophilum is the source of this 687-nucleotide messenger RNA. RefSeq lists its product as uncharacterized. The record is from RefSeq and is a predicted model, not a curated record. The transcript has a single exon. NCBI's taxonomy places the organism in Eukaryota, Fungi, Ascomycota, Sordariomycetes, Glomerellales, Glomerellaceae. The annotation marks the transcript as partial.